AUUCCUUAUUUCCUUAGGAUCACAAACGAUCUGAUUUAGUAGUGUUCAUCUUUUUCAAAAGUGUUUUCUUUAUUAAGAGAGAGAUGAAAACAAUUAUAAUAGCAAUAAUUUUAGGAUUUGCAGCAGCACAAGAUUCAAAUUAUGCUCGUAACAAUUACCACGAAGAUAGACAAAAUUCUCCAACUGAUGAAAGGAGAGGAUCAUUAACAACAACACCCAUUCCAAUUUUACAUUGGAAUAAACAACAAGAACAUGAUGGAACUUACAAAACAAGUUAUGAAACGGGAAACAAUAUUAUCGCCGAGGAGAGUGGUUACAUCAAGAAAGUAGGCGAAGGCGAGGAACAAGGAGAAGCAUUGGUUCAACAAGGAAGUUUCUCAUAUACGAGUCCAGAAGGGAAGCUGAUCACCAUCCAUUAUACUGCCGACGAGACUGGCUUUCACGCGACCGGAGAUCACAUUCCCACGCCACCGCCAGUCAGUGAAGAGAUUCAAAAAGGCCUCGACCUCAUCUUUGCGGGCAUUCGUCAGCAAGAGGAAGCAGAUGCACGUGAGGCAGCUCAAAAAUUACAACAACAACCCUUGAAUCAGCAAAUAGAUCGACGAGAUAAUUAUGAUAGAAAAUUUCGAAAAUGAAAUAAAUAAAAAAUAAAUAUUAUUAACAUA
This is a messenger RNA of Apis mellifera (honey bee), 665 nucleotides long. It is a transcript of the gene Cpr49Ah, whose product is annotated as endocuticle structural glycoprotein ABD-4. The transcript has 4 exons. Gene Ontology annotation, molecular function: structural constituent of chitin-based larval cuticle. The record is from RefSeq and is a predicted model, not a curated record. Gene Ontology annotation, cellular component: chitin-based extracellular matrix. Bases 84 to 635 code for a protein of 183 amino acids. NCBI's taxonomy places the organism in Eukaryota, Metazoa, Arthropoda, Insecta, Hymenoptera, Apidae.